UUCAUCUUCAGCUCCACGAGCCAGACACCCUGGUUUUGACCAAGCCUUGAAUCCAUCUGCUGGUUGCUGAACAGAGAUCCCAUGGCUCUUUUACGCAAGUACAUCUGGGUGUUGGUGAUACUGGGGAUGAUUUUUGUCUCACUGGUGAUCAGCCUCAUCUUCAUCCUCAUCAACCGCUGUAUUUUCAAAAAAGGCAAACGGCAAGUUUUAAACCUUCAGGGGAGAUCUGACGUCAAAGUCGAGAGCAACAAAUACCAGAUGAGGCAAGUUGACUCAGGCACACCUCCUCUUCCUCCCCGAACGCAGUUUCUCACAGCAGGCGCCCAAAGCUAUGAGAACCUGGCUGAAGAGCUGGACUGCGAGGACCAGAGCGAGCACGACUACGAGGAGACCCUGGACCAGAAGCUCGACGCCGUGAAGGUGGAGGAAAACAGGAUCCUCGGUUCCGCUCCGCUCUGCAAUCACCCGAACAGAAACUCAGAGGCUUCGGUCGGCCUGAGCUACGAGAAUCUGGCAGAAGAGCACGACUACGAGGAGAGCAUGGAUCCACAGCUGGACUACGUGGAGGUGGAGGACGAAGCCGAGCGUUUUCCUCCUCCGGCUCCUCUCUGCAACUCCGACCCAAACAUGAAAUGCAACAUUUCUUUGGCUCAGAGCUACGAAAACCUCGCCGACGAGAACGAUUACGAGGAGAGCACGGACCAGCAGUGGGACUAUGUGAAGGUGGAGGACGACGAGGCGCUGGUGUCUCAUCACAAGGCCAGGGACAACCACUCCACCGCCUCCACGGAGGACUACGAUGACAUCGGAGGCGACGAUGACGAAGACUAUGAUGAUGUGGUAUGAGGUCACGAGAGGAAGAGAGA
Messenger RNA from Fundulus heteroclitus (mummichog), 866 nucleotides. RefSeq lists its product as uncharacterized. Gene Ontology annotation, cellular component: immunological synapse; membrane; tetraspanin-enriched microdomain. Bases 82 to 846 code for a protein of 254 amino acids. The transcript has 5 exons. The record is from RefSeq and is a predicted model, not a curated record. Lineage: Eukaryota; Metazoa; Chordata; Actinopteri; Cyprinodontiformes; Fundulidae.